GUAACCGCCGCCAGUAGCCAUGCGUAGUGCGUAAAUCGACUAUUUUUGUAUUAAAGUUUGGUUCGACAUUAAGUUGACUACUUUUUUUUUUAUUAAAAUAUUUCAAUGUUAUGAUGGGAUAUCUGAGUUAUUUGUCUGUUUUUUUGCUUUUAUCCAGCUUUAGGGUAUAUGAAUCUUGUUUUACGGAAGAAGAAACGGAAGUAGCAAAGGUAAAAUCGGGAAGUUCAUUUUUUCAAGAAUGCAGAUGUGACGAACCGGACCCUAAAGGCAAACAUUUAAAAUGGUUCGACAUAAACGAUCAAGAAAUCGUAACAUUAGGACCAGGUACGAAAUCAAACAUAUACACGGAAUGGCUGGACGGUGCAUUUGGAUUGUACAUUUCUAACGUAACUAAAUCAAUAUCAGGGGAAUACAAGUGUGUGACCAUUUAUAAUGGCCAACAGUACACGAGAACAUUUAACGUGGAAGCUUACGAUCCACCAUACUUCGUUAAUACGGCAGAAACACAGUACGUGGUUAACGGGAAAGAUGAAUUAGUUAUCUGUGAAGCUCGAGGUGAGACUGAUCCAUUUAUGAGCUGGCAUAAGAAUGAAGACGGUUUUAUUGAGAUAUCCGAUGACGACAAAUACGAAGUAAUUUCAUCACGAGGUCUCGUUAUAAAAAAUGUGACAAAAGAAGAUAGUGGAGUUUACAAAUGUACUGCAUCAGAUCUUGAAACCGGCGAAGGGAUCGAUAGAGAUAUCAAAGUUGUGGUAACAUACAUGCCUAUAAUAGACGGACUAAUAGCUACGCCGCAAGCAACUGUUGUCGUUGGUGGUUCUUUGACUAUAGAAUGUGCUGCAAAUGGCAUGCCUCAUCCUAAAUAUUUGUGGAGAAAGAUUUCAGAAGUCGAGCCGGCAGAUGUUAACGUGACUUGGCAUGAAAUUGCAAAUAGCAUUGUAUUCGAUAGCGUAGUUGCAAAUGAUAGAGGCGUCUACGAAUGUACCGCUUUUAACGAAGCUGGAAAUGCAACUAAAUUAAUAAGUAUCGACGUAUUAGUACCACCGGAAAUCACUGAAUUUAACAACGUCACGGUUAUUGAAGGUCAAACGGCCGAAAUAGCAUGCAGAGCGACUGGAAGACCGAGACCUAAGAUUAUUAUGAGCUUUCAAGGAGAGGUUGAUGAUGAUAUCAAGGGAGUGUCUUGGAACGAAUUGAACGCAAGUGACACCGAAACAGUAUUCCAAGUAAAUCUUAGUCAAGCACUUAUGAUCAAUCAGGGUUUUUAUUUUUGUAUUGCGAGUAACGAUGUUGACGUGACAAAUGAGACAAUGUAUUUGUCAGUAUUGCACAAACCAUAUUUCGAAACACUCUCGGAAACCUUGUGGGCUUGGGUCGGUAAAACUGUAAACUUAAGUUGCGAACACGAAGCCAAUCCUAGUUCACAAAUUGCUUGGCGAUUCCAAGGAAAUGAUGUAUCAACAAUAGAGCAAGUUGAAAUUAAUAAAAUUUUAGAAGAAAAAAUUAAAAAUCAUCCUGGACAGUUCUUACCAGUUGUUAUUGAUCAGCCAGUUUUCUAUGGCAACUAUGAAUGUUCAGCAAGGAAUGAAUAUGGGAUGAGUACGAAAACUAUAACAUUGCGAGAAGGAUUCGUUCCACCUGCUAUCAGAAACGUAACGAUAGUUGAAACAACGCCCACAUCUGCUACAUUCGCUAUCACCGGACCCGCCGAAGUAAAUGGUCCGGAAGUAAUCGGCUUCACGGCUGAAUACGACGAAUCAAACAACUACAAUAUCACUGAUAUCCACAUCAAUCGAACUUGGUCCAUACACAGACCAUACAAAGUGGACAAAUUGAAACCAAAUACAACGUAUUAUAUCAAGUUUGCAGCUGUGAACGACGUCGGCGCGGGCCAGUGGAGCGAAACUUUGGAAUUUAUUACUCUAGAGACAUUGGUUCCUGACCGUCCUGAAUGGGCAACGGAAUUUGAAAUCUUACUGGCCACUAGUGACAAUCAACGACUCUCUUGGAAGGUUCCAGAAAACAAUGGCGACCCCAUAGAUUACUACGCUAUACGUUAUUGUUCGCUGUUGGAUCCUGCUCUUGAUGUUCAAGAAGAGUCAUGCAAGGAAGAAAUCGUUGAAACUAAUGAAAUUCAAUUAACAGAUCUUCAAUACAAUACAACAUAUCGUUUGGAAUUACUCGCUCACAAUUCUCAAGGAAACUCUUCUGUAUCACAACUUUUACUUUUUGUACCAGAAGGUGACCUUUCUCCAGUACUUUCAGCAGGUGCAAUUAUAGCACUAUCAGUACUGGCAGUAUUUAUUUGCUUGUUACUGCUAGAUUUGCUGCUCCUAGUGUGGCGGAAACAAGGCAUUAUUGCUACUUGCUGUUACAAGAAGAAGAAUAAAAGGAAGGAGGAUACGCUUCGGUCAAAAGACAAAAAGGGACUACUGAAUAAUGGUGAGUCAUCUUCAGGUGAUAGUUUAAGGCACAACAGUGGUCAUAAAGAAUAUGAAUACGACAAGAAGACGGGAGUCAUCACGGGAAAACAUUCCGCCGUAUGAAUUAAGUACAUCAAUGUUGUACAAAAUUAUUUUUAAGUGUAAGUUAUGAUUCUACAGCUAACGGCCAAAUUAAUCCCUAAGUUCAUCAGAUUUCAUUAAAAAUAUUAAGUAAAAAUUCAUUCGAUAAG
Molecule: messenger RNA, 2674 nt
Organism: Papilio machaon (common yellow swallowtail)
Lineage: Eukaryota; Metazoa; Arthropoda; Insecta; Lepidoptera; Papilionidae
Product: fasciclin-2
Exons: 16
Coding region: 111-2546 (811 amino acids)
Biological process (GO): cell adhesion
Cellular component (GO): membrane
Molecular function (GO): protein binding
Source: RefSeq, a predicted model, not a curated record